Molecule: messenger RNA, 5547 nt
Organism: Exaiptasia diaphana
Lineage: Eukaryota; Metazoa; Cnidaria; Anthozoa; Actiniaria; Aiptasiidae
Product: bromodomain-containing protein 1
Exons: 12
Coding region: 783-4454 (1223 amino acids)
Biological process (GO): regulation of transcription by RNA polymerase II
Cellular component (GO): MOZ/MORF histone acetyltransferase complex
Molecular function (GO): protein binding
Source: RefSeq, a predicted model, not a curated record
ACACGAGAGCGAGUGGCGCCAUCUUAGUUUCGAACAGAAUACAGUUAACAAUUUACGGGAGUUAUUUUCAAGCAGCACAAACCUCUAACUAAGCUCAAAACCAACAGCAAUUACCGAUGGAUACUAAUACUUGAAUUCUAGCUAAGCAUUAGGGCUUUUUGAACUCCGACCUAGUCAAAAUCGUUGACUGAAAGACGCCCUUUGUUUGACGGUAGUAGAACUUGUGGCAAGAGCGCCUCUUUGAGAAGGCGAGACCCUACAAGAUCCGAAAUACUCUGCUUUUCCUUAUCCGACGAGAUCGAAUAGCUACRAGRCCAAAGAAGAGAGGGUAUUUUUCAUCUGUUAGGGUUUUGGACUUGUUUGCUGUGGUUCAAGACUGUGAGGAGAUUAAGUUCUGUUGCCAACUUAUCUUGUCGUUUGGUUGUACGAGAUUCGCCAUUUUAACAAACGUCAACACUGGGUGGGUAUUUUAUCAGGCAACUCGCAAGCUACUGACCUUUUACGAAAUCUCGCCAGUCAAAUCUUCAGCUGUGUUUUUUUAAAACGAUUUUUUWAAAAAAUUAGACGCUCACAAAGUCUAUUGUCGUUCAAGCCGUCGAAGAAAUAGUGUUGGAUAGCUUCUUCGCGGCUGUGGGAAGCRCCGUACGCACAGACAGAAAAAGAGGCUGAACUCACGGAAACCCGAGAAAGCAAUUUGUAAGAUUGCAUAGCUCGUAUACUCAUMGAUCUCAAAGAUCUGCUCGAUUUUCGUGAAAAUGUUCUGAUAACCGUUGCUUAGAAAAAUGGUAAGCAUCCGAGAGUUGAUUGAUAAUUUACGCGCAACAAAGCCGCCAUACGAGUGCCCUUUGUGCCAAAAAUUCUACAAAAGCUACAGCGGAAUUGAGUAUCAUUUGCAGAACUUUAAACACGAUGGAACAGACGCUCCUCAGCCUCCAGCUUCGUCCAAAAAGAGUAAAGGAAGGGGACGCAAAAGCGUCAAAACAGGCAAAAAUAAACGACCUCCCCCAUCGCCGCCUCAGGUUGUUGUUCGGGAAACUCUUACUUACGCUCAGGCACAACUCAUUGUGGAAGUGGAAUUAGAUGGCUUAGUCCAAAGAAUCGGCAUCGAUGACAGCCUUGAAGUUCUUGACGAGAAUAGAGAUCAAGAGCCAGAGAAUAGCAUAACUUCGAUUGAACAUGAAACUCCGAAACCCGUGUCAAAAAACAAAAACAAAUCCACGAAAAAUGAUGCUGAACGGACGCCGGCUCUUCCGAAACCCGAUUUUGUUGAUAGAGAUGAUUUUCGUCAUCCCGAUGCUCCAGCAAGACCGACUACGUAUUUUCGAUUUAUAGAACAAACUACAGAGGAAAUGGAUGAGAAUGUUGAAUACGAUAUGGACGAAGAGGACUACAGUUGGUUGGAUUUGAUCAAUGACCAACGAAAGUCGGAAAAUAUUACCCCGGUCUCCCAAGAAGUGUUUGAAAAUUUAAUGGAUAGAUUGGAAAAAGAAUCUUACUUUCAGAGCCAAACUACCUGUGAUCCAAAUCAGUACAUUGAUGAAGAUGCUGUUUGCUGCAUCUGCAAUGAUGGAGAAUGCCAAAAUAGUAAUGUGAUUCUAUUCUGUGACAUGUGCAACUUGGCCGUGCAUCAGGAGUGCUAUGGAGUCCCAUAUAUUCCCGAGGGACAGUGGCUGUGCAGACGGUGUCUGCAGUCACCAUCCAGAGCAGUGGACUGUGUCUUGUGUCCCAAUAAGACUGGUGCAUUCAAGCAGACUGAUGAUGGCCGGUGGGGGCAUGUAGUUUGUGCACUGUGGAUUCCUGAAGUUUGCUUUGCAAAUACUGUUUUUCUUGAACCUAUUGACUCAAUAGAGAAUAUCCCCUCAGCUCGCUGGAAACUAACAUGCUAUAUCUGCAAACGUCGCCAAGGAGCAAGCAUUCAAUGCUUCAAAACAAACUGCUACACUGCUUUUCAUGUUACAUGCGCUCAGCAAGCAGGCUUGUUCAUGAAGAUUGAGCCAGUGAAAGGGGAAAAUGGACAACUGACUGUUCGCAAGACAGCAUACUGCGAUGUUCAUUCUCCUGGACACCUUGGCGAAGAWAAAGACCUUGAUAUGGACAGUGAAGAGAAACUUYUACCUGUUAAAAACAAACUUGCAACAAAGAAUGGAACUUCAAAGAGGAGYAUCAAGAAGUUUAGAAAGCUUUUGGCCGAAAAGAAGACAAUGCCGGUUCCUGUAGUAAACAUCCCAUUUAUUCCAUCGCACAGGCUUGGAAAGAUUGUUAGUAAAGUUGCCAUGGCACGCAAAGCUCAGUUUGUUCAGUCGUUGCAGAGUUAUUGGAUGCUCAAACGGCAGUCUAGAAAUGGUGUCCCCCUUUUGAGGAGGCUGCAGGCGACCCAUCUCAGUCAAAAAGGAGGUGGRGAYGAGUCCAGUGAAAGAUCAGAGAGGAUUAAAGCUAUGAAAGAGCAACUACACUUUUGGCAGAGACUUCGACAUGACCUGGAGAGAGCUAGACUGCUUGUUGAACUGAUACGGAAAAGGGAAAAGUUGAAACGAGAACAUGUGAAAGUCAAGCAACAUGUUGUGGACCUACAGUUGCAGCCAUUGAACMUGGUAYUGAGAAAGGCUUUGGAUCARAUCCAGACYAAGGACCCUGGGGAUAUAUUUACUGAACCAGUUGAUCCAAAUGAGGUACCAGACUACCUUGAUGUYAUAGACCAACCUAUGGACUUCUCUACCAUGAGAACAAGAAUAGAAUCCAACCACUACCAUACAAUAGACCAGUUUGAGGCUGACUUCAAUCUCAUCAUUGAUAACUGUAUGCAGUAUAAUGCRCCAGAUACAAUCUAUUACAGAGCAGCSAUCAAGCUCAGAGACCAGGGAAGACCGAUCAUUCGCGCUGCUAGAAGACAAGUCGAGCGAGCAGGAAUUGAUCCGAUGACAGGGCUUCAUACAAAAGAGCCACCCACUUUGGCYGAUAGAGAACCAACAGAGGAAGAUUUCAUUUUGACAGAAGAGCAACGCAAGGAYAUGAGUCUAGAGGAACAACUCAAGGACUUGACCGAGAAACUUGACAUGACCCAAGCCAUCAAACAUGGAGGUGUAAGAGCGACUAGAGUUAGAAUGUUACGCAAAGAAAUGGCGCUUGUGAGAAGAAAGUUGAACCAGGAAAGAAGACGUUUCUCAGAAUCAAGUGGUGGUAAUAUCAAUGACGAUCGAUUUUCAAAGUCCUUCGAGUGUACCAGUGAAGAUUCAACGAGUGAACCACCACCGAUCAAGAAGCAGAGACUUGAGGAAACCUCGGUUCACCAUGAUGGAGAUGUGGUCUCUGCGCAUGCUCAUGGAUCUGUAACCACUGAGCUCAAACCAACGCCAGACUCGUCUGUUUCUACUACAACAACCAACCCAAGUCCCGGAAUGAGYCGUCGCAGUGGAAUACUUUUCAACAAGGGACGAAGUCGUGUACGACGGAACUUAAACGCCUCGACCGAGAAGUCUGGGAACGAAGUGACGUCAGUACCAAAUCACGUGCUUCAACCGGUCAAUCAUGAAAAGAAUACGGAAAUCACGGCCACGGAAUCGCAAGUCACGCAGAAUCACAGAACCGACAUGAUACGUAACACCGACGUGUUUCUUGAGGARAARACCGCUGURAARGAGCCCGUUACGCAUAAAUGGCGUAACGACAGCGUUAGCAGUAACGAGGGUACGUUUACGCAUAGAAAACCCUACAAAACAGAACUUGGGAAACUUAUAGAAGACGCAACGUCGCCGCUCUACGACUCGCACAACGACAAGCURAGUUUCUUCGCCAACGGCCUUCGACAGAGAAAUUACAGAACGUAUACCAGCGAGUCAGAGUCGGACAACACCGAAGUUCGAGCGAACGGCGGUCGACAGAGACGAAUAGGUCGGAUGUUCUCGUCGGUUUCCGAAGACGAACAAAGCACGACGGAUACCGAAGUGUGUGCGUUAGAAAACAGGGYGGUCAAUGGUCCUGUCGAGAAAAAGAAACGACAACGAAAGACGACUACGGAUUCAGAUAUGGAUUUGACGCCGUUAGAGCCGCUUGAACUGGUGUGGGCAAAAUGUCGUGGGUACCCAUCUUAUCCUGCCUUGAUAAUUGACCCGAAGACCAAGAAAGGACUUGUUUAUAACGGRAUACCAAUUCCUGCUCCUCCUGARGAUGUCAUGAGAGAGAAAUCAGUCACCGAUGACUCGCUGUACCUCGUUUUAUUCUUCGACACUAGACGGACAUGGCAAUGGCUACCUCGCCAUAAGCUGGAACUCCUAGGAAUCGACCAAACACGAGACGAGAGUAAAUUACUCGAAGGGAAAAAACUAUCCAUGAAGAAAUCAGUACAGCACGCAUACGAACGAGCUCUCAUGCACCGAGACCAAGUGGAAGCAGGCCGAMGAAGUUUGCAAAUGAACGAUGACGAAGAAGACAAUAUAAGCGAAAAUGGUUUCGACUAAACGAGAAUWCUGUCACGCAACUUCCGUCACGUCUUUUUCUCGCUCUCCAGUCUGCGGUUUAGCUGCUGUACACYUUGACAAAAUGACGCGUUGUAAGUAUUUGCAAUGAAUUUGAAUGGCUUUUUAUUUUUUAUCAGGCUUACGCCAAGCUCAAAGUAAACUCGCCCCUGGCUCGUGCAAGUUUUUAAGAUUAAAAUMUUUUGAAUCAUACCCAAAACUAUGAAAUGCAACCUUGAUUUCUUUAUCAAUACUUCUGUGCAAACUCUAUUCCAAUUAUUUGCACCGUCAAAAAGUCAUCGCUUGAGAAAAACCAUUAGUCGACGCGCUUGUUGUCAAGGUGUACAGGCUGUAGCUAGUGCCAGUGUCUGGCAUACCUUUGAUCAAUAUCGUCAGAAAACUAAUUUUUCAUCUUUCUUAAUAAUCCAUAUUUUUUGUAGUAAAAUAUAUAUAAUCUACGCUCGCAAUUCCUAUGAAAAUUCCGCUUUUUGUAAUAUGACCAGUAUUCUACACUCGCUCGCAGGGGUUUUCAGUCUUCAUUGUUCUUGCAAUUCGUGAUACCAGCGAAAGWGUCGCUCGUUGGUUUCUCUCAGGGGAGGGGUGAGGGUGGUAAAUUUCACCCUUGUCAAACCAUAAGCCAAGUUUCAAAAUUGAAGCUCAAAACGUUUUAUAUACAAAUUCUCUAAUUCAGAUCGUAUGCAUGGUUUUGACCAAUCGUGAUGUUUGUUGUAAAGAAGUUAAGCACGUCUAAGUAAGUCUCAGGGCAGUUCAAAACUGUAUAAAACUGCAAUUUUUAGCAAAUUUUUUCAAGUCCAAUUGUAUUUAAAAUGAUAUUUGGGUCAGGCUUAUUAAGAUUUGUGUUCAGUUAGUCGUAUUUUUUAAUGAAAUAUGUAUACUUUAGACAAAAAAAUCAUGUAAAAUUCAACUGUAUUAGACCAAGCACUCACAAACAAARACUCGCUUGACAAUUAGGAACUUCUUGUGUGGUUUUUGAAUAAAUAUCCAAUGGAAAACGUUAUUGUGUAUAUAUAUCUUGUACGUUAGAGAUGCAUUUUUAACUAUCAAGAGGCUUAAAUAAAGCACUGUUUUCAAUAUA